UAGGCAACAUUACGUUUGUAAUCGAAAAUCAAUACUGCAUCGGCUACAUGUAGUUUAAGAACAAACUCGGCACUUUAAAAGUCGACUGGAAGUAAUUCGGUUGCGAGAGUAUAACCAAUGGAAAUAGGCGUCGCAGUCGUCGGAUUCCGUUGAGUUGCCGGCGACCGAUGUGCUUUUUGCGCUUUACAACAAAGAGACGCGUCGCACGGAUAAUUCGGGUGAUGUUUUGUGUUUCUAAUAGUGUAAGUUCCUGAGCGUCGAUUGCUAUCAACAGGUACAAUACCUAGUGAGUUGAUAGCAUGUGUAUGUCGAUCAGUUCCCUUCAAUUUAUAACGUUGGAUUAGUAGAAUAGGAUUGAUUAUAGUUUAGUAGAUGGUUGCCUCGUUACUUAAGGCAAAAGGUCUCCUCUUAUCUGCAUAGUUAUAGCAGUUGAGUUGUUGCUAUGUAGAAUGUCCAUGAUUGACUGGUCCGAUUAACACCAUGCCCCAAGGUUCUCCGUCACCAGCGGACGUGAUCCGGCUGGAACCCAUGGGAAGGUUCAAGCAAACUCAAAACGGCAAUGUGCGACUACAAGUAGUUACUGGAGACCACAGCAUCGAGGCAGUUGUCUGGAGACGCGGAGAAACAGUGAUGAGCGAACAGGAUGUUGACGAUGUUGCGUUUCUUACAGGAAAUGAAAGUCCUGCUGGUGCCACUAAGAAAAGUUUAUAUGAAAAUAAUGGUGUCGCGGCUUGCUCUCAUAAUAGAGCACUUUGUAUUGCAACUGUCGUCUUUGCUCUUCUCUUCACAAUUGCUGUCAUCAUCGCUUUCACAGGCCCACAAAGUGAUUGUACUUGUGCCGGUGAAAAACCUCCAAAUUUCGUUGACGAGCGUUGGAACGUGACCAAGGCUUUCCCUCCAAGAGCUACAAAUGGCCAGAUUUUCCCCUGGAACAACAUCCGUCUUCCUACUUUCGUAAGACCCACACGUUACAACAUCACGAUCCAUCCAAAUCUCACUACGCUCGAAGUCAAAGGUCAAGUUUCCAUCGAAUUCCAUGUAGAAAAAGAAACACGUUUUAUAGUACUACAUAGUAAAAAUUUAACAAUCGGUGAUAAGAUGGUCCAAGAUAAGAAAGGACAUCAUCUGAAAGUAGUUAAGAUGUUGGAAUACACAGGAGCUCAACAGCUCUAUAUCGAAAUAAAAGAUGCAUUUCGAAAAAAACACAAUUAUACUAUAAACUUUAGGUUUACUUCUAAAUUAGGUAGAGAAUUCGAAGGUUUUUAUAUUUCUAGUUAUAUCAACAAUGAUGGAGAAAAAAGAUAUUUGGCUACAACACAUUUCGAACCAACUUAUGCUCGAGCUGCCUUCCCAUGUUUUGAUGAGCCAAAUUUUAAAGCAAAAUUCAAAAUGUCUAUUUUUAGAGAUAGAUUUCAUAUAGCUCUAUUUAAUACGCCUGUUAUUAAUACUGAAGACGUUGGGUUCUACAUGGGAACCGGACUUCUCAGAGACGAUUUCGAGGAAUCGGUCAAAAUGAGUACUUACUUGGUCGCCUUUAUAAUAUGUGAUUACACACACCUCAGUCGACAAACGCAAAGAGGUGUUUCAGUAUCUAUAUAUACACCUCCUCCUUACAUUUCUCAAGCAUCUUUCGCUCUAAACACCACAACUCACAUUCUCAACUAUUUUGAAGACUUCUUUGGAGUUCCAUAUCCUUUACCAAAACAAGAUUUAGCUGCGAUUCCCGAUUUUGCCACGGGUGCAAUGGAAAAUUGGGGAUUGAUUACUUACAGAGAAACUGCCAUUUUAUAUGACCCAAUAGAAACUUCCACAGUGGCACAUCAGUACGUGGCUAUUGUGAUUGCCCACGAACUUGCCCAUCAAUGGUUUGGAAAUCUCGUCACAAUGAAAUGGUGGAACGACCUCUGGCUAAAUGAGGGAUUUGCAAGUUAUUUGGAAUAUUUAGGAGUUGAUAAUCUAUUCCCAGAAUGGAAGAUGAUGGAACAGUUUAUUUUAGAUAAAACUCAACCUGCUCUUGCCUUAGAUGCUCUAUCUAGCAGUCACCCCAUUUCAGUAGCUGUACAUGACCCCGCGGAAAUCGAAGCUAUUUUUGAUACCAUCUCUUAUAGCAAAGGUGCCGCAAUUUUAUACAUGUUAAGCAAAUUUCUUCAACAAGAAACUUUACAAAAUGGCCUUAAUGAUUAUCUAAGUACUUAUAAAUAUAGUAACGCCGAUACCAAAGAUCUUUGGAAUGUCUUCAGCAGAAAUUCGAAUCAAUCAUUAGAAGUUAUGACAAUUAUGGAUACAUGGACACAACAAAUGGGUUUUCCGUUAAUUACAAUUAGUAGAGAAGAUAAUGAAGUACUUGUGAGCCAAGAACGGUUUUUAUUGACCGUAGAGAGUGCAAAUAGUUCGAUUAGAAACUCCCCAAAGUCAAAAUUUGAUUACAAAUGGUACGUUCCUUUCACAUAUAUCACAAAUAAUGACACACAAACGGUCUAUAACGUAUGGAUGAACAUGACAGACGUUCGGUUUGAACUGGAUCCAGAUAUAACUUGGAUAAAAGCAAAUGUAAACCAGUCGGGAUUUUACCGCGUCAUGUAUGAUGAAGCAAUGUGGAGAUCGUUGGUUAACGUUUUGCGUACCAACCAUACAGUAUUUAAUCCAGCUGACAGGGCAAAUUUGAUUGAUGACGCAUUUACCUUGUGCCGGGCUGGUUUGCUAAAUGCUAGUAUCCCACUCGAAUUAUCUUUGUAUUUGUCAAAAGAACGGGAUUACGUACCAUGGGCUACCGCAAUCGAACAUUUCCAAUCCUGGAGUCGCCGAUUAUCCGAAUCUUUAGCAUACAAAUUAUUUUUGAAAUAUAUGAGACAAUUACUGACUCCGGUUGCUAAAUAUAUCGGCUGGGGGAACAAAGGCUCACAUCUCGAAAAAUUGAUGCGUACUCAAAUCCUAUCAACGGCCAUUUUAUGCGAACUAAACGAAACUGUGACACGCGCUAAACAGGAGUUUCAAAGAUGGAUGCACCAAAACGUGUCCAUAACUCCAGAUUUAAAGGAAGUGGUUUAUUCGGCCGGUAUAAAAUAUGGCGGUAUGGCCGAAUGGCAACACUGCUGGAAUCUCUACAACUCGACAACAAUUCCCAGCGAGAGAAAACUCCUCCUGAAGGCAUUAGGUGUUGCUUCCGAUCCUUGGCUCCUUCAAAGAUAUCUCUUGGAGACUUUGGACCGUAACACAGUAAAGCCUCAAGAUGUCAAAAUUGUUCUUGCCGUAGUCGCUGCAAAUCCAGAAGGGAGAUUAUUAGCCUGGAGACAUUUGAAAGCGUAUUGGCCUACGAUGCAUUCCUUAUUUGGAAAUGCUACCUUCAUGAUGGGUGGUCUCAUAUCAGCUGUAACUGCUCAUUUAUCUACGCCGUAUGAUUAUUACGAGGUUUCUACUUAUUUCAACGGAAUGAAUGUGGGUUCGGCAACGAGAGCCUUGGAGCAAAGUCUCGAAACUAUUAAGCUCAAUAUAAACUGGGUGUCGCAGAAUGAAGCAGAUAUAUACACGUGGUUGCGUAAUUACGUUAAGUAGAGGCUUGUAGGGAUUUAAUUGUGAUGUAUUCAUUAUUUCGAUAUUAUCGUCUUAGGUGAUCUAUUUUUAUGUAUAUUUUUUAUAUGUAUAUAUUAAGCGUGCUAUUUUCUGUAAAAAUGUUUUGUCAAUGUUGAUAUUAAUGUGAAUUGAGAUAUUAUUUUUAUAUAUUAGAUACCUCUAAAAUAUCGUCUUCUACAUAUGAUUGACUAUCAUUUUAUUCUCAGUGUAGAGUCCUCCACAACUCAAUCUAGACUAUGUAUUAAUUUUUUAUAACAGCUGUAUUUUUAUUAUACAUUCAACACCACAACUGUAUGAAUGUUUCAAAUAAAAUGUUUUACCAUC
Tribolium madens (black flour beetle) is the source of this 3894-nucleotide messenger RNA. RefSeq names its product endoplasmic reticulum aminopeptidase 1-like. Gene Ontology annotation, molecular function: peptide binding; metalloaminopeptidase activity; zinc ion binding. The record is from RefSeq and is a predicted model, not a curated record. Gene Ontology annotation, cellular component: cytoplasm. The transcript is spliced from 14 exons. Gene Ontology annotation, biological process: proteolysis; peptide catabolic process. The coding region runs from base 481 to 3552 and encodes 1023 amino acids. NCBI's taxonomy places the organism in Eukaryota, Metazoa, Arthropoda, Insecta, Coleoptera, Tenebrionidae.